This is a messenger RNA of Fragaria vesca subsp. vesca, 717 nucleotides long. RefSeq lists its product as uncharacterized. Lineage: Eukaryota; Viridiplantae; Streptophyta; Magnoliopsida; Rosales; Rosaceae. Bases 1 to 717 code for a protein of 238 amino acids. The transcript is spliced from 3 exons. The record is from RefSeq and is a predicted model, not a curated record.
AUGGGGAGAUCCUCAUCCGGGAAGGGCAAGAAAGUUGAAGAACCACCAGCACCAGCGGAGCCGCCGGUCAUCCUUCGAUGGCAAGAUCUGCCCGAAGAUGAUCCGGCCAGAGAUAUGAUUGUUAUUGCCCCCGAAGAUUAUAUGCCCUCGCUUGGGAAAGGGAAAGGCAAAGGCAAAGGGAAAAGGAAUGAGAAGGAGACUGAGAAACCAAAAGUGCAAGGGAAAAGGAAGAAGGCAGAAGGACCACCAUUGGCUAAUUACAUCAAAAUAGGUGAUCUUGCUCUGGCCUGUAAGAUGUGUCCUAAUCCAGAUUGGCACCCGACUUUUCAGUGCCCCAACCUCACUCCUGGGCUCAAGGAAAGGCUAAAAGAAGCAAGACUCAGGGGUGGAACAUUUAGGGCUUUCCACCCUGAUGAUCACAUGUAUUGUCAUGUUUGUUUGUCAAAAGACCACUGGUCUUCACAAUGCAAGUACCGGAUCGAACUUCCAGCACAUGCAAAAGUUGGCCCUCUUGCUGAAAUACAUUGUCUGUGUUGUGGUGAGGUGAGCCCCCACCCUGGUGAGCCUGGUGUCGACUGGAAAGCAAGAGCUGUUCUCAAGGCUUCUUGUAUGUUAGGUGACCCCAACAUGUUAAAGAGGGCAGAUGCCGCCGGUGGCACUAAGGCAAGUACAUCAGCAGGCGCAUCCAAUGGCACUGUCGUGAAGGCAAGUGCUUGA